Molecule: messenger RNA, 354 nt
Organism: Penicillium verhagenii
Lineage: Eukaryota; Fungi; Ascomycota; Eurotiomycetes; Eurotiales; Aspergillaceae
Product: Dabb family protein
Exons: 3
Coding region: 1-354 (117 amino acids)
Source: RefSeq, a predicted model, not a curated record
AUGAUGCGGGGGAUGGAGCGCCACCUUCGUUCAAACAAUGUUGACUUAACUGACACCACCAAAUUGACAGUCCUCUUCCGCCUCAAGACAGGUGUGACUCAAAGUCAAAUCGACACAUGGGCUCAGACUGCCAAAGCAAUGGUGGGAAAGAUUCCUGGUCUUGUCUCUCUUGAAGCGAAUACCCCGUUGCCAAUCUGUGUGCCCCGCGCCAAGGGAUUUGAUAUGGGACUGGUGGCUGUCCUGGAGAAGAAAGAGCACAUCGCUGAAUAUGCUGUGCACCCCGCCCAUCUGGAAGUUCACAAGAUGCGCGAAGAGCUAUGUGAUGAUACUUUGGCCUAUGAUCUGGAGUUCUAA